CCAUAAAUGCAACACACAAGAUGCGUUCAAGGUCCAGCUCAGAGCCUAUUCAACGUCACCGAGGCUUCCACCAUGUUGGAUCAGGAAGUGGGCAGAGCUGAAGCAGGAUCCCGAGUCGAGCUUCUCGUCGUCUUCGAUUGCCUUCUUCUCUCGAGUCGCUAGCCAUUUUAUUACUCUCCCACCGAGAACAUCUAAGUUACAUGCGGUGUGGCUGUUCGGCCUGUCGGGGCUGACGCUUUUCUCCGGAUUUAAGGAUUCAUAAGCCGCAGAAAUGACUUCUCUAUCGCAGAGAAGCUCGGGCCUCGUCCAGCGGAGGACCGAGGCCACUCGCAGCGCCGCCGUCGACAGAGAGAAGUGCUCCGACGAGGAGGAGGACGAGGCGCGCCGCUGGGACGAUGACGACGACGACAAGGGGGACUCGAAGGAGACUCGACUCACACUGAUGGAGGAAGUGUUGCUGCUGGGCCUCAAGGAUCGAGAGGGCUACACGUCCUUCUGGAACGACUGCAUCUCCUCGGGACUCCGGGGCUGCAUGAUGGUCGAGCUGGCUCUCAGAGGCCGAAUCCUGCUUGAGGCCUGCGGAGUCAGGAGGAAGAGUCUGCUGUCCCGAAAGGUGAUCUGCAAGUCUGAUGCCCCGACGGGAGACGUGUUGCUGGAUGAAGCGUUGAAGCAUAUUAACAGCACGCAGCCUCCAGAGACUGUUCAGAGCUGGAUCGAGCUCCUGAGUGGUGAAACCUGGAAUCCUUUGAAACUGCACUUCCAGUUGAGGAACGUGAGAGAACGCUUGGCUAAGAACUUAGUGGAAAAAGGCGUCCUGACCACAGAGAAGCAGAACUUUUUGCUUUUCGACAUGACAACACAUCCGCUUACCAACAGUACAAUCAAACAGCGUCUAGUCAAAAAGGUCCAAGACUCUGUUUUAGAGAAGUGGGUCAACGAUCCGCAUCGCAUGGACAAGCGCAUUCUGGCUCUCAUCCUGUUGGCGCAUUCGUCCGAUGUUCUGGAGAACGCCUUUGCCCCACUCCACGAUGAUCUGUACGACUUGGGCAUGAAGAGAGUCCACACUCUGCUGGAGCUUGAGCCGGAGAAGGAGAGCGCUAAGUCCUCUGCCAACGAACUCAUGUGGGCAGUGGUGGCAGCCCUCGGGAAAUGAAGACGCCCGACUGGAACGGUGGCUUUGAGCCGCUUGAUUGGUUGAAGGACUAAAUGAGACAGACUUAAAUGAGACAAUCUGUUGGGCUUUUUGGGAAAAGCCUCGUCGUACAUCUACUCCUACGGAUGACAUUUGGGCACUGGCCCAUAUUUACUUAGUGCAAUCUGAUUGGUGGCGGUUACAAUUAGGCGUUGACAUCGAUGACUGGCUGCUUUUACCCAGAGUGGUGAACUGGCUUGUGUCCAUCAUGACGAAAAAAAUAAGACGCUUCUGCCAUUCGCAUAAAGAAAGCAGGCGGCAGGAACUGUCACCAUGAAAAGAUGGUUCUCACCUGGGCCAAGUUAUACCCGCGACACAAAAGGAGACUUCAUUGCAUUAUCUUCAUGAGAUCAGAAUCAAACCCUGGUCUGUGUCCACAGCCUCCCACCUGCUAGGCGCAGCAGCUUCUGGUGCUCAACCCUGCUUUUCCAGGGAGUCCGCAGUUAGGAAGUUUCAAAAUGCCUCACUUUUCAAUUUGGGAAGCUAGAGCAAAGCAGUGUGAUAAUGUCAAGAAUAAAAUUGGAUUCAUUUAUUUAUACUGGUCACAACACAAUGACGGCUUUAAAAAGUUCACGAGCACGACCAGCUAUCUGAGUUCUCACCAUGAAACAGGGCUGUGUGUGUGUAGGUAACGUCUCUUUCUGUCACAUUUUCACUGCUCUACAUUGGUGCCCGUGAUUUUAAAACAUCCGUUGAAGUUGGUCAUAUGAACGUAGCCUCUGCUUUGUUGUCCAAGUAACAUAAGCGAGUCCAUUUUGUGACGAGUCUUCCAUUUCUGUUAUCGCGCUAAUAGAAGCUCAUUGUAGUUUGCCAUUCAUAACUAUUUUGCACAGUCGGCUGCUCCAUAGAUUGGAGGAUAUUUAUAGGGACUAUUUUAGUUGCGUGGGUUACCUUUAGUCAAUUUCGGAAGAUUACUGUAGAAAUUAAAGUCUUCACAACAUUCAUUCCAAUGGAUAAAAAGUGAAAUGCAUUCUGCACUUAUUUUCCAAGUGUGAGUCGCUGUGCAGCUCAGACUGCAUACAGUCGGUGGAAUGAUCGUUUCCUUUUUUUUUUUUUUUUUUUAAACUUCUUUCAGGCAAGUCUUUUCAUUAAGGGUCUGCUCACUCAUGAGCUGUCUUCGCACCGAUGUAAAAAGCAGCGCAUAUCCAGAUAUCUGCCUCUAUUUUUUUAUGAAUAUGAAUGGCUAUUCCCUCCCGAAGGGGCUUCACAGUUUAUAAGCAGCAGAGUUGGUUGUGAAUUUACACAUUUUGGAAAAGGUCAGAAAGUGUACACCUGAUGAAAAAUGACGUUCUUGGUUUGAUUCACUCCAUCAAUUAGCCCCUCUUGGAUGACUUUCAUUCAUGCUGUUGUUUUUGGCAGCGUCCAGAGGAAGUGGAGGAACUGGUGCGUUGGUCAGUGCCUCGAGAAUUGCCUGUUCCAUGCUCAUGACCAUUCACGCGGUCUGACCAGUGCUGCCCUCGAGUGGCCUGUUGCCCAAGUUAUAUGUCCCUGUGUCCUUAAAACCGUGAAAGGACCCACCAUGAUUUGUUUACAGCGGAAACGAGCAUGCAUGCUAACGGUGGAGGGUCGGGGUACUUGUGGAUGUAGCUGCAGAGAAAAAGGCUUGUUGUGUAAUAAGUAGUUAUUUUAAUGUGAACGAACUAAUGGAAUUCAAUGAAAGGGAUCUUCUCUCCUCUGCUCUGUAAUUCUGUAUGCUUUUGUAUUGCCACACAAAAUAAAGUAAGGAUCCUUUAAGUGCCUGAAUUUAGGAUUG
Molecule: messenger RNA, 2945 nt
Organism: Synchiropus splendidus (mandarinfish)
Lineage: Eukaryota; Metazoa; Chordata; Actinopteri; Syngnathiformes; Callionymidae
Product: Golgi phosphoprotein 3-like
Exons: 5
Coding region: 272-1153 (293 amino acids)
Biological process (GO): Golgi organization; Golgi vesicle budding; Golgi to plasma membrane protein transport
Cellular component (GO): trans-Golgi network; cytosol; Golgi cisterna
Molecular function (GO): phosphatidylinositol-4-phosphate binding
Source: RefSeq, a predicted model, not a curated record